AUGCUGUCCAGAUUCGUGAAGCGCCUGAGUUCGCGCCAGGAUCUCCGGGGAUGGAAGGAGAUAUCCUCACACAAGGAUGCCGCGCCAACAGCACCUGCCACGGCCACGGCAGAAUAUAAGAUUUCUCGCAAUCCAAUGGACGUCACUUAUGAGCUGCCUUCCACAAUGAAAGCGCAGUAUCUCGAUGAUUUCAACACCCCCUAUGUACUGCGGGACGGCGUGCCGGUGCCGGUGCCUACGCAUCCCUACGAUGUCCUAAUCCGGGUUGACGCCGCUUCUUACUGUCACACGGAUUUUGUGCUUGCGUCUGGCCGUAUGUCAAGCGUCGAGAAGCCUGUUUUCCCUCACGUGGGCUGCCAUGAGUUCUCCGGCACUGUAGUUGCUCUUCCUCCAAAUUCAGUUCAGGCGGAUUUCAAAAUUGGCGAUCGUGUCGGUGCCUCUUGUCGCCCCUAUCACGCCUGCGGGGAAUGUGUUGAAUGUGUCGAGGAGAGUACCCCUGAUAGUGAUCCAAAGGGGUCCUCUGUUCUGUGCCCGCUGAUUAAAUCCCAUGGUAUUGGAAUACCUGGUGGGUGGCAAGAGUAUGUACUAGUCGACUCGCGACAGCUGGCACUUAUUCCUCCGGGCCUAACGCAGGUGGAGGCUGCCCCAUUGAUGUGUGCCGGGGUUACCAUUUUUGCUGCAAUCAAAAAGACAGGGCUCAAGCCUGGGCAGCGCAUUGGCAUUAUUGGCUGUGGUGGUGGAUUAGGCCAUUUAGGCCUACAGUAUGCCACGGCGCUGGGCUUCAAAGUCUACGGAGUUGAAAAUUCUGAUAGACCACUGGCUCUCGCGAAAAGCUUAAAUAAUAUUUCCGGUGCAACUAUCGUGGACGCCCGCAUGACGACCGCUGCAGAAGCGAUUGCUUCUAUAGGGGUUGAGGAUGGACGCGCGAUCCCGGGGCAGUUCGGUCUAGAUGCGGUCAUCAUUUUAGCGGAGAGUCAAACAGCAUUUCAAUACGGAGUCGACAUGCUGAAGAAUCACGGCAAAUGUGUGGUGGUAUCAUUUCCUCCGGGUGGAUUCCACACCAGCUCGUUAGAUCUAAUUUUCCGAGAUAUCACGUUUGUUGGAAACGUAUCUGGAUCCAUCAAGCAGUUACGAGAAAUGACCCAGUUUUCAGCAAAGCACGGGAUCAAGGCCCAAAUGAAGAUCUUCCAGUUCGAGCAAUUGAAUGAGUUGGUUGAAACAUAUUUGUCAGGGCAUGGUGGGAAGUUGGUAAUAGAUUAUCACUUAUCGGACAACUCGCCAUCAUGA
Talaromyces atroroseus is the source of this 1287-nucleotide messenger RNA. RefSeq lists its product as hypothetical. NCBI's taxonomy places the organism in Eukaryota, Fungi, Ascomycota, Eurotiomycetes, Eurotiales, Trichocomaceae. The record is from RefSeq and is a predicted model, not a curated record. The transcript has a single exon. Bases 1 to 1287 code for a protein of 428 amino acids. Gene Ontology annotation, molecular function: oxidoreductase activity.